AUGUGCAAGCACGAAUACAGCGAGCGUUUCAGCUCGCACUACCGCAUCAAGUACUGCAAAGAAGCUACUUACGAUCGAAACUCUGGCAAACUCUGGGCUUGCUUUGAGUCGAAGCCAUCCUGGGUCCCAAAAAUCCGAGAUUACAGCAGCGAGUACCGUCAUGAAAGCUACAGAGAACGCUACUGCCGUAUCGAGGAGCCAAAAGUUGAAGAGUACGACGGCGAAAGAUGCUCAACAUGCAAACAUCGCCGCUGCCGCUGUGUCGAGGUAUACGAACUGUACCGACGUCGUCCUUCGCGCAAGCGAGUUGAGAUCUACUACUAA
This is a messenger RNA of Clonostachys rhizophaga, 324 nucleotides long. The record is from the annotation of a GenBank genome assembly. Lineage: Eukaryota; Fungi; Ascomycota; Sordariomycetes; Hypocreales; Bionectriaceae.